AUGCCUCUCAGGCAAGCCGCAAGGCAACCUGAAUGCUUACAUUCGUCCCUCACAUACGACCCCUCUCCUAUUGCCGCCCAAGUGCACUACACCCAACCCUCUGUCCAGGACCGUCAGGAUGCAGUCACACCAUCUUCCCCAAAAGAAACCCCAGCACCACCCACAAGAAUUGACCUGAAACACUUCCCAGCCCCCUUGGUUCUUCCUGGCGAUGAUCUAGCGCUGGACCCAGAGCAACCGCCCCAGUCGUUCCAAGAGUGGUAUGACGAGGAGGACCGGAAUCCUGUUACAGUGAAACGGAGGACGGUCUACCUUAUCGGACCGCCGAAUGUCGACAGAUCGGCAGAAGAGGUGAAUAGUUGGGCAGCUCCAACACUCGGUCCGGAAACUGGGACUGAAGCUGGAUAUGGGGCUGAAGGGAAAAAGGAAGCGGUGUUGAAACCCCCGGCAGUAGAUGAUAUUUUACCCUACAUCUCUGCAUUCUUCUCCGGUUUACCAGUGAAAAAGCUCAGGCCGCCACCGUCGAAAUGGAAGUUCACGCCUUGGACCGAAGAAUUGCCGAAAAGGUCAAAGAAAGUGUCCUAUAUCGCCCUCACUACACCCAAAGGCGAAGCAAUCCGCAUCCGCACCCGCCCGUGCCCAGCGUCUGACAAACUCUACCUACGCCAACUGAAUCUAGAUGACCUGCUCGACGUGGCAAUUAGCAUCCUCCCUGAGGACGCUUAUGCGCUUUGCAUGCUAGUGCACCACGACCUAUUCGAAGACGACGAGGACAUCUUCGUGUGCGGACGUGCAUACGGAGGCUCGCGCGUUGCGGUGGUCUCGACGGCGAGGUAUAAUCCUCUUCUUGAUGACUCUUUGUACGUUGGAAGAGACCAUGCAUGGCCGGGGAGUCAUUGCGUCUGCUAUAUAGAAGAUAUCUGCAAAGACCAUGACCCUGAUGACAGCGGAACUCACUCUGGGAGAAAGAGAAAGAGGAAGAAACCAGGAAUACGCCAGCAACCGCACAAUCGCAGCGGACCCCUAGAAUCCGCCCUUGCUGCUUUCAUAUCUACCCCGCCACAAGCGGGGGGAGAUGACUUGCCAGCUUUAUGGCGCUACCGCAUCCUCCGCACGGUAUCCCACGAGCUCGCUCACUGCUUCGGCCUUGACCACUGCGUGUACUACGCGUGCAUCAUGCAGGGCAGCGCCUCCUUGGCUGAGGACGCGCGGCAGCCGCCGUAUCUGUGUCCCGUGGAUCUGGCCAAAGUGUUGGCCGCGACGGGUUCGAGUGGACAAAAGCGGGACCAGGCGCUGCUGGAAUACUGUGAGCAGCCGGGAACUAGAGACAAUAAACAUUUUGCGGCUUUGGGUGCUUGGUUGCGGUGGUCUUUGCAGUUGGGCUCCGGCUCGAGCUCCAGCUUGGAUGGUGGCCUAUCUUAG
This is a messenger RNA of Aspergillus nidulans FGSC A4, 1422 nucleotides long. RefSeq lists its product as uncharacterized. Gene Ontology annotation, biological process: proteolysis. NCBI's taxonomy places the organism in Eukaryota, Fungi, Ascomycota, Eurotiomycetes, Eurotiales, Aspergillaceae. The coding region runs from base 1 to 1422 and encodes 473 amino acids. The record is from RefSeq and is a predicted model, not a curated record. Gene Ontology annotation, molecular function: peptidase activity; metallopeptidase activity. The transcript has a single exon.